Messenger RNA from Dentiscutata erythropus, 2253 nucleotides. NCBI's taxonomy places the organism in Eukaryota, Fungi, Glomeromycota, Glomeromycetes, Diversisporales, Gigasporaceae. The record is from the annotation of a GenBank genome assembly.
AUGAGCGUGUAUACCGGAAUACCUCCUCCUUUUGGAACACCUACUCCGAUUACAAGCAAAAGGUUUAAACCUAUUGAAACAUGCGAUAAUUGCAAACAACGUAAAGUAAAGUGCGAUAAAGAGCGUCCUCAAUGUGGUACUUGUCGUAAAUCUAAACGAGAAUGUAGAUAUGAUCUUUCUGCUUCGUCAAAGCGUGGGAGACCAAAAAGCGAAAUAGAAAUUUUACAAGAACAAAUUGAGGAUAUUCAAAGUAUACAGUUCCAGCAGUUGAAUCAAGUGGGAUCUCUAUUAAAAAUGGCCGUAUCUCCUGGCUUUCAAGGAACAAUGCCUAUGGGUGGUGAUAAUAUCGCUACAGGAACGAAUUUUCCUAUGCCCGAUCAAAUGAAUGAAAAUCUUCCUAACGACGGAGUAUGGAACAAUUUUUAUUCACCCAUGAUAGGAGAAGGAAGUCCUCCACCAAGUUUAAAUCUAGAAUUCUCAGAAGAAGUGUUAAUGUCUUUAGCGGAACUUAAACCUCCCAUACCAGAUUUACCAGUACAGGAAAUUCCAAUUACUGUUCCAAUGAUGUACGGCAUAGAUUUAAGUAAUACAUCACAAGAUCCUGUGGAUCAACUUGCUGAAAAAUUUGAGUCCACCUUAUAUGUAGGCCCAGCAUCUCUAAUAACACCAUAUGAUGAUGAAGAACAAAUCAUACCACAAGAUGAUUUAUAUGAUUUAUCUUUAGUUGACAAUCAAUUAAAAAUUUUACCAAUUAAAGAAAUUGUAGAAAGUUUGAUUGAUGUCUAUUAUCAAACUGUAUAUCGACAUUAUCCUCAUUUAAAGAAAAAAACUGUGCUUGACUGUUAUAAUGAAUUAUCAAGGCCACAACAUUUUCUUUUACUUAAUAGUAUUUUUUUCGCAGCUUCUCCAUUUCAUCCAGACAAGAUUUUAAGUGAUCGAGGGACUUAUUACGAGAGAGCAUUAGCAUUACUACAACUCCAUUGUCUUAAAACUCCACACGUCUUAACUGUUGUUAGUUUGUUCAUACUUGGACUUCAUGUUAGAGCGACAGGAACUGUAUGGAUAUUAAAUGGAAUAGUAUCCAAAAUGAUAUACGAAUUAGGAUUACAUCGAAAAGUCAAGCAUAAUCUGAUUAGUGACGAAGUUAAAGAAUUGAGAGAUAUGGCAUUUUGGGGGUUCUUUGCUUCUGAAACUUGGGUUUCAGCUUGUUAUGGUCGUCCAAGCGCUAUAGAUGAAUCUACAUGCGAUGUUGAUCUCCUUCCAAUACCGCCUGAUCAAAAUCCAGAUGAAGAAACACGAUUGCAUAUAGCUUGGAUCUUACAUAUUAAUUUAUUACGAAUUUUUGCUCAAGUUCGAAAAUAUUUAUACGGUUGGUCAAAAAUUGCUGGUACUCCUCGAGAGGAAAAUCAAUUUCGUUUUUUAGAUGCAACAUUAGGAAAAUGGUUUUAUACUUUACCACAUUGGUUAAAAUUUGAAGAAAUGGCACAAGAUCCGAAAGGAAGCUUAUUAGGUGCAAUUGGAGGGGAAACGCAUACUCUUUUCUGGACAGUACUAAUUCUUCUUCAUAGUCGCAAUCUUACCAUGUUCACUUCAAAUCAUCCAAUAGAUGAUUCUUUAAGAUUAUCUUCUCAAACUAUUUGUGUUCAUGCUGCAAUAAUUCUUCUCCAUUGCCUUGAUGUGCUUAUUAACACUGUACCAGAUUUUUAUGAACAAACUUGCACUGCACUUUUUUCGUUUGCACCUGCCAUACGUGUAUUAACAUGGACUGCUCAACGCGGUGAUUCGAAAGCAGCUCUUAUGGUACAAAGAUUAAAAGAGAUUAAAAAGGAUGUUGCAGAAAUUGCAAGGCGAAGAUUUGUUGAUCAACCCACAGGUGAAGGUAGAUUAGAUGGUGAAGAAAAAUUAAAAGGAAAUUUAAACAAUUUGAAGGCGUAUGAGGAACAUGUGAUGUAUGAUUCUGAACAACAAAAGGAUAAUUUGUACGUUAAUAACAAAGAUAAGAAAUAUCGAAAUUCUCCUUUACCGCAAUAUCCUAUUGGCGGGGAUCAACAAAUUUUUCAAAAUUUUCAACAAUCGACUAAUGAUGAUUCAAUUGUUCAAAAUAUUUUUUAUGAUUCUACUUCAUCUCCAAACACUACUUCUACCUCCAUUUUUACAAGCCCUGCAAUGUCGUCGCAAAGUCCUGAUUUAUCUUAUCAACAAACACAUAUGCCCAUUUUUAACAACAAUAACUUUAAUUUCAAUAAUCAAUGA